ACCAGGUCGAGUGACGGUCAAUAACACGGCCCCGUUCAGAUUUUGACCGCUCUUGGCAACCCUAGACUCCCCACGAAACAAACACCCCUCAAACACUGAAACACCGAGCUGCAACAAUGGCGACCUCAGAGGAGAAACCAACAAAGAACAAUAUCAAGGAAGGUAGCAAUCUAUUAGGCUCACCGACUUUCAAACAACUCGAUAAUGGCCGAUUCAAAUGCGUCGAAACUGGCCAUGAAUUACCAGCCCACGCUCAGGACUCCUAUUCUCAGAGCAAACGGUGUCGGAUUGGCCUUAUCGAUUUUUCUUUGGCUCACAAAAAGCCCCCUCUUAACAUGUUCAAGCAAGACCCUCUCAAUAGCUCCAAGUUAAUUUGUAAAUUAACUGAUGAUACUAUAAACAAGUCUGAAGAACAUAUAUGGAAGCAUAUAAAUGGAAAGCGAUUCUUCAAUAAACUCGAGCAAAUGGAAGCUGGUAAAUUGUCCAGUAGUGGAGAUGUUGAAGAGAAGGGUGAAAAACAAGGAAAGGCAGGAUUAAAGAAGGAGGAAAAUGGUGCAGAGAAGAAAAAGAAAAAACAAAAAAAGAUGAAGGAAACGAAGAAGGAAGAAAUAGUUUCUGAGAUGAGGGAUUCACCAGGAUUAAAGAGGAAGGAAAAUGGUGCAGAGAAGAAAAAGGAAAAACAAAAAAAGAUGAAGGAAACGAAGAAGGAAGAAAUAGUUUCUGAUAGUGAUUUAGAGGGACUUGAAUUCUGGAUGCCUCCUGCUGGCGAGCGCUGGGACUUUGAUGAUGGGGGAGAUAGGUGGGGAUCAGAUUCCGAAUCUGGUGAUCAACAUGAUGAAGAUGGCGAGAAAGGUGAAACCUCGAUAUAGAGGAUAUCAGCAGAACUAAGAUGUCAUCACAACCACUCCUUGCCGACUAUAUCCUUUCAUAACGCACCAGCUAGUUAUCCUGAACGGUCCCACCAAAUAAACCCCUGGUGCGUUUCAAAGUACAGCUGUUGUGGAUGUGGAAGCAGAGAGCAGUCUGAGUAUCAUGAGUGAUUUAUCUGGCCUGAAUGGUUUCUCUGUAAUGCUUCCAGUUCCUAUAAGCUUUCAGGUUUUUAGGCCUUCCAUUGUCAUUUCCUGCCGUUGUAUACAAGAGCAGUUGUGUGGUGUUAGAGUAUUUAUUAAUUGUGUAAAAGCAAAUACAUUUUUACUGAUGUAAGGACUCAUAUUUGUACUGCUGUAUACAACGGACUUUCAUUUCC
Spinacia oleracea (spinach) is the source of this 1246-nucleotide messenger RNA. RefSeq lists its product as uncharacterized. The record is from RefSeq and is a predicted model, not a curated record. Bases 117 to 869 code for a protein of 250 amino acids. Lineage: Eukaryota; Viridiplantae; Streptophyta; Magnoliopsida; Caryophyllales; Amaranthaceae. The transcript has 4 exons.